Messenger RNA from Vigna radiata var. radiata (mung bean), 1332 nucleotides. RefSeq lists its product as uncharacterized. The coding region runs from base 1 to 1332 and encodes 443 amino acids. The record is from RefSeq and is a predicted model, not a curated record. NCBI's taxonomy places the organism in Eukaryota, Viridiplantae, Streptophyta, Magnoliopsida, Fabales, Fabaceae. The transcript is spliced from 2 exons.
AUGGGUCAGGCUAGUUCCAGUAGACCACCACCUCCACAGUUUCAACAACAACCCACUGAUAGGACAUCAAAACUGGAAGAAACUCUUCAACAAUUCAUGCAAAUGUCCUUAUCAAAUCAAAAGAGCACAGAUGCUUCUAUAAGGAAUUUAGAAGUUCAAAUGGGUCAGUUGGCCAAGAAAUUAGAAGAGAAGCCUGUGAAUACAUUUAGAGCUAACACUGAACCAAAUCCAAUAGAGCAUUGCAAAGCUAUAACUACAAGGAGUGGUAAAGUGUUAGAAAGUGUAGUUGUGAGGAAGGAGGGUGAAAAUGAAAAAUCAAGUGAAGAGCAUGAAAAAAAAGAAGAGAAAAAGGAUAAGGAGAGACAAAUGGAUCGGUUCAAGAAAAUAUUUAAUGAACUUGAGAUUACUUUGCCCUUGACUGAAGCAUUGCAACAAAUCCCUGCUUAUGCAAAAUAUGUGAAGAAAUUCCUCAGUAAAAAGAAGAAGUAUUUAGAUAAGGAAACAAUUGAAGUGCAGGGAAAUUGUAGUGCAAUUAUGCAGAAAUCUUUACCUCCAAAAGUCAAAGAUCCAGGGAGUUUCACUAUUCCCUGCACCAUUGGAAAUCAUAAUAUAGGGAAGGCUCUUGUUGACUUAGGGGCUAGCAUCAAUUUGAUGCCCUUAUCUAUGCUUAAAAAGAUUGGUAACCUUGAAGUCAAGUCAACAAGAAUGAUAUUGCAAAUGGCAGAUAGGUCCAUUAAGCAUCCCUACGGUGUAGUGGAAGAUGUUGUGAUUAAAGUUGAUAAACUGAAAUUCCCUGUUGAUUUUGUAGUAAUGGAAAUGGAGGAGGGUGUUGAUAUACCUCUCAUUCUUGGAAGACCUUUCAUGAAGACAGCUAAGGUUGUUAUUCAUGUUGAUGAUGGAACUGUUAAAUUAAAAGACCAAGAUGAAGAGGUGACAUUCAAUGUCUUUGAAUAUGUGAAGCAAAGUCAAGAGGAAAAGACUAGUUACAAAGUGAAAUAUGAAGUUUUAGCAGUGACUAGUCUUCCAAGGCAAGUUGUCAAGUUAACCAAAAAGAACCUUAAUUGUUUCAAUCCAAAAGUGAAGGAAAGAGAUGAAGAUAAGGAGGAGCAAAGAGUUCACCAAGAAUCUGAUGUGAAAAAUGAUGAACUAAAACCUGGCAAACCUGUCAGUCAUAAGAACAGGUUAUGGGUCAUCAAGGACAUAAAGGUAAAUGGAGUUCUUGAAAUUGAGGCUCCAUAUUCAAGAAGAAUUAAGUUGGUGACAAGAAAGUUACUCAGAAAAUGUUGGUGUCAUGAAAGGAAGAAGCACACCAACAUCAAGAAUCCAACUUAA